Musa acuminata subsp. malaccensis (wild Malaysian banana) is the source of this 2350-nucleotide messenger RNA. RefSeq names its product protein high chlorophyll fluorescent 107. The record is from RefSeq and is a predicted model, not a curated record. Lineage: Eukaryota; Viridiplantae; Streptophyta; Magnoliopsida; Zingiberales; Musaceae. Gene Ontology annotation, cellular component: chloroplast. Gene Ontology annotation, biological process: regulation of translation; mRNA processing. Gene Ontology annotation, molecular function: single-stranded RNA binding; mRNA binding; protein binding.
CCGAGGAGGGAGGCAGAGAGAGUAAGCAGGGGUGGGAGCAAUGCAGGUCUUCUCCUCUCCCAAAUCCCAAUUCCCUCUCUUCCCUUCCCCUUCCUCCCCGAAUCCUAACUCUAACCCGAAUCUCAUACCCAGAUCCUUCUCCCACCUCCCGAUCCGAUCCUUCUCCUCUCUUCCCCUCCUCAGAUCUCCUCCCUCCUCUUCCAAGACCUCAUCACCUGCCCCCCUUCAAGAACAGGUCCUCUCGUCCGUGUCAGACGACGACGAGAUCGAAGAGGACUUGGAGGACCCAGAUGAGGGGGGCGGUCCAGAGGGACUCCUCGUUGUCCGUCGGCCGGUGAAGGAGGGUCUCGAAGAAGCGGCGGUCAGUUCUUUGGUGGAAUCCGACAAGACGAGCGGGGGUGAGGAGAAAACCACGCCUUCUUCGAAUAUUGAUAGGCGGCUGUCGGACUUCGCGAAGAAGAUGCCGAUGUUUGAACCGGAGCGGGUCGUAGGUGCCGAGGAGAGGCCGCUGGGGAUUAACUUGGAGUUGGCUUUGUAUCGAGCCAAGGUCCUCAUUAGGAAUUUCCAGUUUAAAGAAGCUGAAGAAAUUCUCCUUAAGUGCAUCUCAUUUUGGCCUGAAGAUGGACGAGCCUACGUGGCCCAGGGAAAGCUUUUAUGCAAGCAGUCAAAAUUUGCAGAAGCUAGGUCAGUUUAUGAAAGAGGUUGUCAAGCUACACAGGGAGAAAAUUCCUAUAUUUGGCAGUGUUGGGCUGUCCUUGAAAAUAAGGCUGGAAAUAUACGUAGAGCAAGAGAACUCUUUGAUGCUGCUACUGUAGCUGACAAGAAACACAUUGCAGCUUGGCAUGGAUGGGCAGUUCUAGAAAUAAAGCAAGGAAAUAUAAAGAAGGCAAGGAAUCUUCUCACCAAAGGACUUAAAUACUGUGGUGGAAAUGAGUACAUAUACCAAACUCUUGCAUUACUUGAAGCAAAAGGGAAGAGGUUUAAGAGGGCAAGGUAUUUGUUCCAGCAAGCUACCAAAUGCAAUCCCAAAAGUUGUGCCAGUUGGCUAGCAUGGGCUCAGGUAGAAAUGCAACAACAGAACAAUUACACUGCUCGAAAGCUCUUCGAGAAAGCAGUACAGGCCAGUCCAAAGAACAGGUUUGCAUGGCAUAUUUGGGCAUUGUUCGAAGCAAAUCAGGAGGGUGAUAUCGACAAAGGAAGGAAACUUUUGAAGAUUGGUCAUGCAGUAAACCCUAGAGAUCCUGUCAUACUUCAGUCUCUUGCCUUGCUGGAAUAUAGGCAUUCAUCUGCAAAUCUUGCUCGUGUCCUGUUCAGAAAGGCAUCUGCACUAGACCCGAGGCACCAACCUGUUUGGAUUGCUUGGGGAUGGAUGGAGUGGAAAGAAGGAAACAUUAACACAGCAAGGGAACUUUACCAAAGGGCUUUAUCAAUUGAUUCAACUACUGAGAGUGCUGCUCGUUGCCUUCAGGCAUGGGGUGUCUUAGAGCAAAGAAAUGGCAACCUAACAGUUGCUAGAAGAUUGUUUAGAUCUUCACUAAACAUAAAUUCUCAAAGUUACAUAACAUGGAUGACAUGGGCAUCAUUGGAGGAGCAGCAAGGUAAUCCUGUACGAGCUGAAGAAAUUCGUAACCUUUAUUACCAGCAGCGCACAGAAGUUGUGGAUGACGCUUCGUGGAUAAUGGGCUUCGUUGAUAUCAUCGACCCUGCUCUUGAUAGCGUAAAGCGACUGCUAAAUUUGGAUCAGAGCUCUGAUCUGAAAGGGCAGGAAAUCCUGAGAAGCUUGGAAGAAGCAAAUUACAGCUCCAGUGAAGCUUCAAGCAAUCCUGAUAACCGUGAGAUGGAAGUCGCGGAGUACGUAGGUUCUCAUGACAGUGAUUUUGACUUGGAUGGUUUUGUUGGAGAAAAACUGUCCCUCGAUGUAUCCGACUUGGACGCUCUGAUGGAAGCUUUUGAGCAUAAGAGAACAAAGUCUCGUCGACGACGAGUAGGGAUCUGGGAACGGAAAAUUGUUCUGGUUCAGCAUUGAGCUUUACCAUUGACAAGUAAGUAAUCAUCCGCAAUGCAUUUGCAGUCGCGAUCACAGCAAAUGCGUUUGAUUUGGAGCUCCGAGGGUGGAUCUCUUCUUCAUCUUCUGCUUAUGGCCUUUGGGUAAGUGUUUGUCCAUCUCACGUUUAAGAUUACGAAGGGGAAUCCUUCAAGAUUUCAGCUUUCUUGUAGAUAAUUUGGAUCUUGUGUGUUUAAAGUGUUGUUUUCAAUGGAAAAAUCAAUCAGAACAAUUUGACUGUGUUUUUCAAAGUCUAUAUUGUAACACUUUUUAUUUACAAAGAAUAAGUUAAAAUCUUUACUAUCA